AUGACCGCAACCGCCGUCGCAGGCCCGGACCACGACAAGGCCACCGUCGGGCACAAGGCCCCCGACUUCACCCUCACCGAUUUCAGCGGCAACACCCACACCCUGAGCGACUACAUCGAGGACGAGAAGGUCGUCGUGCUCGAGUGGUUCAACCCCACCUGCCCCUACGUCAAGCUCCACCACGAGAAGCAGUCCACCAUGGCCGAUCUCUCCGCCAAGUACGGCAAGGAGAACAUCGUCUGGCUCGCCAUCAACUCGAGCAACACCGAGAACCCCGGCUACACCCAGUGCGCCGAUUUCAUCGAAGAGUGGAACCUCGCCUACCCCGUCCUCGAUGACUCCGACGGCAAGGUCGGCAAGAUGUACGGCGCCCGCACCACCCCGCACAUGUUCAUCAUCGACGCCGAGGGUGUCCUCGUCUACAACGGCGCGAUCGACAACGACUCCCGCGGCAACAAGUCCGGCAACGACAAGGUCAACUACGUCGCCAACGCCCUGGACGAGCUCAUCGCCGGCAACGCCAUCAGCAUGGCCGAGACCAAGCCCUACGGCUGCUCCGUCAAGUACGCCCGCUGA
Messenger RNA from Symbiodinium necroappetens, 576 nucleotides. The record is from the annotation of a GenBank genome assembly. NCBI's taxonomy places the organism in Eukaryota, Dinophyceae, Suessiales, Symbiodiniaceae.